This is a messenger RNA of Oncorhynchus kisutch (coho salmon), 4126 nucleotides long. Its product is annotated as neuronal membrane glycoprotein M6-a. The transcript has 7 exons. Bases 299 to 1063 code for a protein of 254 amino acids. Gene Ontology annotation, biological process: neuron projection development. Gene Ontology annotation, cellular component: filopodium; neuronal cell body; plasma membrane. Lineage: Eukaryota; Metazoa; Chordata; Actinopteri; Salmoniformes; Salmonidae. The record is from RefSeq and is a predicted model, not a curated record.
AGAGAGAGAGGAGCGAGGGAGGGGUGUGAGUGAGAGUCUGAGAGAGACGGCACAACACUGAGAGCGGACUUCCCUAGGAGCUGCUCACUGCUACAACGCCACAACUCACAGCUAGGGGACAAAACACACCCCAACACACUCAGACUGUACACACACCCAGACUGUACACACACCCAGACUGUACACACACUCAGACUGUACACACACCCAGCCGAGAGGAGGCUUUAUCCACUUCUGACCGAGAGGCUUUGUGAAAUUUCUGUGUAUUGAUAUCGAAGUGGACACAAACCCAGUCACAAUGGAAGAGAAUAUGGAAGAAGGACAGAAUUCAAAAGGAUGCUUUGAGUGCUGCGUCAAAUGCCUGGGCGUCCUCCCGUAUGCCUCUCUCUUCGCCACCAUCCUUCUGUACGCUGGGGUGGCGCUGUUCUGCGGCUGCGGGCACGAGGCCCUCUCUGGCACCGCCACCAUCCUGCAGAACUACUUCGAGGUGGUCCGAGCUCCCGUGGAAACCCUGGACGUCUUAACCAUGAUUGACAUCUUGAAGUAUGUCAUCUACGGCGUGGCGGCGGCAUUCUUCGUCUACGGCAUCCUGCUGAUGGUGGAGGGCUUCUUCACCACCGGCGCCAUCAGGGACCUGUACGGAGACUUCAAGAUCACCGCCUGCGGACGGUGCGUCUCCGCCUGGUUCAUUAUGUUGACCUAUAUCUUCUUCCUGGCCUGGUUGGGUGUGACAGCCUUCACCUCGCUGCCCGUCUUCAUGUACUUCAACAUCUGGACCAUCUGUCAGAACACCACUGUGGUGGAGGGGGCCAACCUCUGCCUGGACCUGCGCCAGUUUGGCAUGGUAACUAUCGGGGAGGAGAGGAAGGUGUGCACGGGCUCUGAGAAGUUCUUUAAGAUGUGUGAGUCUAAUGAGCUGGACAUGACGUUCCACUUGUUCGUCUGUGCCCUGGCCGGGGCUGGGGCUGCAGUCAUCGCCAUGGCGUCAGCUGCCACGGUCCUUAUCCGUAACAAUGUCCUCCUGACGUCUCAGAGUCUGGGCAAAUACUGCACCCGCUUCUGACGGGGGCCUAUCGGUUGGCCCAUCACCUUUACCCCUGACCUCAGUGGUCUCAGUGACAUCACUGUACGCCGUCAGGAGCUGAGAGGAGCCGACCGCCUCGAUAUCAACAUGGCCGAACUGAACUCUGAACCUCGGAGCUUAGGGGUCGCCCCCAAAGCAUCGCCAGCUCUGUCAUCGGUCACGUCACAUGAUUCUGUUAUUAUCCACUAAAAUAUGCUUUGCUGGCACCACUGAUCAUAAUAACCAAGCCCCUCUGGUUGCUAUCGAUGGGUAUAUUGAUAACCGGGCUCUCCUGUCACGCCCCGUUCACCUGACUAGCACAACUGCUGACACAGCCGUAACAAACACAGAGCUCACUAAAGAAUAACGUUGAUCAACUAAUCCAUCCCUUAAAGUUUGGUUGGUUUGUUUUCGGUUUGAAACCAGUGAAGGCACCGUGCCACUAAGCGAUCUGCUUUGGGUUUUUGGUUACAGCUUUGUCUAAUCAUCUAACUAACUCUGUUUCAGCCUAAUUCAUUAACAAUCCUCGCACUAACAUCCCUGUAACCCAUGUGUCCCUCUAAUACAGGUCCACUACCUAAUGGUACUGUCUGCUAACUGGGCCUACGUGAAGGACGCGUGUCGGAUGCAGAAGUACGAGGACAUCAAGUCCAAGGAGGAGCAGGAGCUCCACGACAUCCACUCCACUCGCUCUAAAGAGCGUCUCAAUGCCUACACCUAAAGCACACGACCCGACCCGUCCCGUCCCGUCCCGUCCCCCUAUCCUUCCCUCCCUCUCCAACACACACACACACACGUCCAUGACACACACGCAGCAGAACACACACAGAAACCACACAAGCUAUUCAAUGUCUGGUGUUUAUGUUCGUAGGGGCACAAGUGUAAGGGGUGGGGGGGUUUGUGGUGUCGUGUUGUGGGUGGUUUCGACUUCACUAAGCUUACGGGUGUGACGAGAUUCCUACGGGAUACCGUGGGAUACGGGAUACCGUGCGUCUUCUCUGACCAACCCUUCUUUCCUGUAUUGAGAUUUCCUUUCUAUUUCUCCUCCCCUUCCUGUCCCGUUUCUUCUUCUCAUACCCUACCCUUUCUCCUCUUUCUCCUCUUCUACCUCUUCCCCUCUUCUUUUUCCCAUUUGCAUUUUGUAUAUUAGUAGUAGCACAUCUUUUUACAAUGUGUCAUUGCUUUUUACCAUGUGUUGUUCUAUAUCUCGACGUCGAGAUAUAGUGCUUCCAUUUAUUUAUGUUUGGUUUUAGGAGGGGUCGGGCUGGGGGCUGUUGAGUUUUUAUCGCUUUUUAAUUCACAUUUCCGCGUAAUUGAUAUUUAUACGUUCCUAAACACUCGUCAUCCAACGGAGCUCCAAUCAUACAUAGGUUUUAAAAUCCAUUUUUUGUUCCAACAUAUCCACUUAUAACAAGACCAAAAUGGGACCGAAACUUGUAUAUCAUCUACAGGUAAAUUACAGCAUAAUAAGCUUCCGAAACAGUAAGCAUCGCCGGUAUAAAAACUAUGUACAGAAUCUUUUUUUCAGAAAAUUCUUUAUUGGUUGGGAGUGCCAGGGAUUCUCAAACAGAACAAAGUACCUUCAAGUGGCUUUUUACAUAUUGCUAUAACUGUAGCUUGGCCUGUCAGAAACGUAUGCUGGCUUUGUUGAGUAGCCUAGUCAUUGAAAUUGUCUGUCAAUAAUAAUAGUGUUCUGAAACUGUGAAAAGAAAACAGUUGUUUGAGUGGCAAGUCAGCAGCGUGAUGAAGAUGAUGAUGAUGAUCUGUAGUAUAAGGAGGAAGAAGAAGAGGCUUGUGGGAAUGACUUGACGUAGAAAUUCAUCUGAUAGAAUGGCCUUUCAGGAUCUUGCCGUGGGGGAAACUCUGUAGAAAACCACUCUUCUCAUUCAUCACAAGGCCAUAACUCACAUUCAAAAUAACAUUUUACAGGUUUCAUUUAUAUACGUUUUAAUCUUCAACUUUUUAAAUGCAAGUUAUCAGAUGAAAAAAUUACGAGAUGUUUUUUUUUUGUCAGUAUUCUGCUCUGUAUAUAUAUCUACGGUAUAUAAAUAUAUACAUAUAUGUGAGACACUUCAAUUUCAGGUCAUUCAUUUCAUUGGUCAAAGUUUGGUGAUAUUCUUGUGAACGUCCAUUUCAGAGAUUCCAGUGAAAUAAAUAUGGUAACAAAAUCUAGACGGCAAGAGGAUGAACAAGCUUUAGGCCUGAAACGGCCAUAUUGCUACACGUGGAAACAGUUGAAUAUCACAUUGAGAGAUAACUUAACCGUCUGCAGGGUUGGGUUCAAUUCCAUUUAUGUCCUGUCAAUUCAGGAAAUAAACUGACAUUUUUUGCAGAAUUUACUGAAUUGAAAAAAAACUGACCCAAACCCUGACUGUCUGUGAAGCUAUACUAAAAAACAUGAAAUGUCAAUAAAACAAUUAAAACUAUAUUACUCUUGAGUAUGGACCGAACUUUGUCUUAACUCUUUCUACUACUCUAGUUUUGCAGUACAGUUUCAUCAUUCCGUUGCUAACAAAAAAAGAACAAAAAUGUCUUGGUGCACUUAUUCAACCAUCGUGAGCUCUUUCUUGGUGUUACGUGCGUUUGGAUUUGAAGCUGAAUCUCUGUACUGUAGUCAUGCAACGUUUGGUUAACCAAGAAAAAAAUUACUUGUAUUAUCUAGUUAAAAAGAACUGUGAAUCUAGGUGUUAUUUGUGGCAUGGUUAUGCAUUCAGUGGUAAUAGUUUUUAACUGAUUCAAAAAGUUUUUAAAAAUCCUCUCUCUUCAUAAUUUUCAUUUCUAAUUUUUACGCUUGGACUAUCUGAGUCAACUGAUUUCUUAUAUGUGCAGCAUUGCGGUUCCUACGCUAACAGUAUUAUGCUAAGUAAACAAAUAGCCUAUUAGGUUGUCGUGAAUGAUUUUGUUUCCCUUCCUCCUUUGGUUUGUCAUAUUCCUUUUUGAAAGCCCUGUCUUAUAAAACAGAUACUACUUGUUCUGAUGUUGCGUAUUCACUUCUUCAGUAUUAACCUGACAAUGCUUUCCACUUUCUCCUCCCAUAUUUGUCUUUUGUACUUUCACUAAGAA